Molecule: messenger RNA, 7107 nt
Organism: Micropterus dolomieu (smallmouth bass)
Lineage: Eukaryota; Metazoa; Chordata; Actinopteri; Centrarchiformes; Centrarchidae
Product: ataxin-1-like
Exons: 4
Coding region: 756-3254 (832 amino acids)
Biological process (GO): negative regulation of transcription by RNA polymerase II; nervous system development
Cellular component (GO): nucleus
Molecular function (GO): protein binding; RNA binding
Source: RefSeq, a predicted model, not a curated record
UUUGAAACGAAUUCUGUCAUUUAAUAAAGGAAAGUCAGGCAACCAAAAGAGAAAAGAAAGACAGAGGGAGAAAGCAAUCACAGGGAAAAUAUCAAUACAGCUUGCUGGCAGUGUUUCACAAUGGUGACAUGGCUAGCAAGCUAAUAUUAAGUUAGCUUGCUGAGAAAUUAUGCCGCAUUGCCUUCAGUUUCAGAAGCAGCCUCAGAAAGUGGAUCAGAUUUGGUGGAUUGGUUUUCUUUUAAAACUAACAACUAACAACUAACCAUUAUUUUCAUAAAUUAAUUGAUUAAUCGUUCGGUGCAUGAAAUGAAGAUUUUUGUGCUAUGCCGCUGAUUAUUCCUAAUGCAGUGGUGAAAAGUACAUUUACUCAAUCUGCAAUCUAGGUGGAGGGACACCCUGCUUGUCCUGCCUGUAGAGGAGCAGAUAGCUGGCUGGCUUGGUGGUGAAGCGCCUGUCUGCAGCCUGGCUCUCUCUGCUGUGUGCUGUAGAGGAUAAGAAGGAGGCCCUGGGAUUCCUGGCGAUACCGUGGAAGAGGUGGAUCAGUCAGAGAUGAUUCCUCAUGAAGUCUGUGGAGCUCAUUUUGUGAGCUGGAGUGACUCCAUCUUCUCUGGUCUGAGACCUGGAGCUGUCUACCAGUGAACGCAAAGAGAGCCAGAGCCACGCGGCACACAACCAUCGAGUGGAGGAGAGAGCGAAAGAGAGACCCAAAAGAACUUAGAAGUACUACCCAGGAAUAUUAAAACCAGGCUGGCACAAUGAAAUCCAACCAGGAGCGGAGUAAUGGAUGCCUGCCUCCUAAGAAGCGUGAGAUCCUGGCUCUGGAGCAGAGGCCAGUGGCAGUCACCACAGCAACACCUCCAGCUGCAGUGGUUACUGACAGUCCCCACACGGAGAACCUAGCAUGGCUGGCAAGCGUAGCCAGUGAACGCUGCAAAUCCAGGGAUGCUGAGAGCCCGAGAUGUCCCAUCAUUUCCUCCACUUCCUCUUCUCCUUCCACCUCUAUCCCCUCCUCGGCCACUCCUCUGUCUGCGGUGCCCUUGGCCUCUCUGCCUGCAGUUUACCCCACAGCCCUCCCCCAGCAGGCCGGGACUAUCCAGUUUGCUCAGCUGGGACCCAACGUUCAGUUCAUCAGCUCUGGGCCGUAUGCUGGCUACAUCUCCUCCCACAUCAUCUCCACUAAUGCUGGCUCUGCACCUAACAGCUCUGCCAUAGGACAGCGUCCCCACCUGGAUGGUUACACCACUGCCCUCAUCUCCCCCAACACCAAAGGUGAGCAGCAGCAGUUUCAAAUAGGCCUCUCUCCCACAGAACUGGCUCCUGUGUCACUUCCAAGCUCUCCCCACGUCACCAGCCAGUACAUCCAUCUGGACAGCAGAACACCUCUGACUGUCAGCGGAAACACGGUCACUUCACAGACGGCCCACCUCCAGCUCCAUCCUCACACCGCCGUCCUGCCUCAAACGCUUACCCUCACUCCCUCCCAGCUGGUGGUUCAGUAUGCAGAUGGUUCACUGGGAAAGAAACCAGAGGGGCAUGCUAAGGGCAUGUUGAAUGGGGAAUUUGAGAUGGUCAAACAGACUAAAACUCCCAGUCACCCAGCAAACCAUCAGCAGAUCCACAGCUAUGAGGCCAGACAUAUCCUCCUGCCUGCAGACUAUGGCCAAAACCCUGCAGGACUCCAGACGUCCUUGGUGCUUGUGGCCCAGCCCAACCAUGGAGCGGAACGUGAAGCUGGCUCAAAUAAGAUCUCGUUAGUCCAGACUGAGAAAGGAGGCAUCUGUUUGGGGAAACCAGUGUCCAGAUCCUCCUCUUUCACCUCCCUCUCGUCCUCAGAGGUGGUGAAGUCUGUUGCUCCUCACACAGUCAUCCAGACCACUCUUGCCUCCGAGGAGCUGCCAGCCAGUCUUUAUUCCUCCACACAGCCACCCAUCAUUGGCUAUAUCACCAGUGCAAAUCAGCACGCUGUCAGCUACCACGCAGCACUGCCUCAGCACUUGGUCAUCCCGAGUGGCCAGUCCCUCCUCAUCCCAGUCAGUGGCACUAGUAACAGCACAGAAAUUGAGGUUAGUCGUUCUGUCAACGCCAUGACUGCCACCACUACCCCUCAAAUAUCCACCGCCAUGCCGCAUGCCUAUCUGGCCACAGCCCUGUCAAAGUGUGAGGCGCUUGGGUCAGAUGGAAAUCAGCCACCCCCUGCCGUCGCACAGGCACCAGCGCUGCCGGUCCUGCCCUCAAUCCCGGGUCCUACAGUGGUGUCAGCUCCCUCCCCAACUCCUGCUAGUGUCCCCACUCCUGCACCUGUUUCUAUUCAAGCCUCCCCCACUGUCUCCUCUUCCUCUUCCCCUGUGGCGCUUCCUCCGUUCUUCAUGCGAGGCUCCAUCAUCCAGCUGGCUGAUGGGGAGCUGAAGCGUGUGGAGGACCUCAAGACUGAGGACUUCAUCCAGAGUGCGGAAAUUAGCAGUGAGCUGAAGAUUGACUCCAGCACUGUUGAGCGUAUUGACAGUGGGCAAAGUCCUAAUGCUGUGGUCAUACAGUUUUCUGUGGGAGAGCUCAAAGCCCAGGUGUGUGUGGAGGUGCUGGUGGAGUAUCCCUUCUUUGUAUUUGGCCAGGGCUGGUCGUCCUGCUGCCCAGACCGGACCACCCAGCUGUUUGAGCUGUCCUGUGCUAAGCUGUGUGUGGGUGAUGUAUGCGUGUCGCUGACCCUCCGCGGCUUGAGGAACGGCUCAGUGACAGACAGCCAGGCUUGUGGGACCAAGCUGAAGACCGGUCACCCCUCUGACAUCCACAGUGUGGAUGCCACUGUAAGAAACAGUAUGAGUCCAAACGCUGCAGGCAGUAACAGCGGCCUCCUCAUGAAGGCUUCCAGUGCAGACAGGCUAGAGAGGGAGCAGGUAACUGGCCCAGGACCAGGGCUAGAGUUACCACCGGGAUUGGGACUAGUUCCAGGACAAGGGGAGGGGAUCUAUGGCGCUGGACCAGUGCUGACAGUCUCGGGGACUGGAGAAGUAAGACAGGAAGCAGUGAAAACAGACAUUCCUGCUCUUACCAAAAUACAAUGUGGUGAUCCAGAGAGACCCACAGGCCGCAAGAGACGCUGGUCAGCUCCAGAGCGAGACCAGACUGAGAGGGCUGAGGAGGAGCCUCCUUUGACUCUGCCCAAACCCUCCUUCAUCCCUCAGGAGGUUAAAAUCUGCAUAGAGGGGCACUCCAGUGCUGGGAGUGAAAGGUGCUUGAACAAAAGAGUAGACUGUUGAGAGAACUUAAAGGAAUUUUGAUUACAUGUGGUUUACUUUGUGUUUGUCCCCUCUCUUUUCUCCAUCCAGACUACUGUAAUAUAAGCUGAGUUUACACACUAUUCACGUUUCCUUUUCUUUCACACAAGUCUGAUAUCAACGAUGAAGUAUAGUAGAGCACCUUCAUAAGUGGUAUCACACACGAGAUCAGUGCAAUCAAUGCUGAAAGCAACAAUGAAUGCAGCGUGAAUGUCGAGUAUGAAUGGACAGACACCUGAGAGACAUUCGACUUACGUCUCACAUAUGAUAAGCUGGAUCUCCUUUGUCACGUGGCUUAAACCUGUUGGAUGAAGACCAGUCAACCAUUCCUCUUAUCACAUGAACAAGCACAGUCCCAGAUGUCAGCGUGCAGAAAAUGGAUAAGCAUGUUUAGCCUCUCAUCUUGUUUGUUUCACCGUUUAUUUGGUUUGUAGUGACGUUUAUGAGUGGUUGGAGUCAAAGAGAAACCUUUGGUGUUUCAAUGACAAGGCUCAAUUGUCAUGGAUGGGAUCUAUGCUGCCUUGCGUAUCUGAUAAGCUUUUAAGGUUUAUUUUCUGACUCUUUUUUUCGUAUCAUUACAGAUGUGUGUUUGCUACUGCAGGUGGCCUUGUGCCACUUGUCUCUAUGUGUAUGUGCCUGAGUUUACCUGUGUUUUUCUGUGUGGCUGUCAGACGGAGCACAUGAUCUGUGUGGGUGUAGCUGAGAGCUCAGUUGUCAAUACAACCUGAAUGUAAAUCACUGAAUUUGUCCUCGAAACUAACUAAUGAAGUCAUCCAUAUGGUGCAUGCUACACCAGUGGAGUAUGCUGAGAAUUUGAUACCAUUGCUUUUGCAGUAUGUGGGUGACAGCAUCGAACAUGGGUGCAUCCCUCUGAUAAAGUUCCCCAGUCAAAUUCACCGUUAUACUUUUUUUCCCCAAAGUAUUCUUUUGUCUUCCUUCCUUUCCUAAUGUCUACAUCUGGCUGCUAUGAGCAGCUAUUAAACUGAGGGGGAAAGUACGGUAUUUCUAUCACAUUUCUAUCAAUCCAAAAAUUAAUGAGCUUUUAGCCGAUUUAUGUAUGGACUUACUUCUCAUUCUACAAUAUAAAUCAUAGUUGGCUAACUUGGCUAGCUGCUUUAAUUGAUUUUGGGGCAGCGCAGCAAACUAAACAAAACACUGACCUUUUAGAUUUGAUAUGGCAAACUUUCAUGUCCAGCAGACACAGAGAAACAUUAACAUCCAUUUGGUGUCAUGUUUCAGGCGGUCUGUUGAAUGCAAGUCCAGUUCAUCCCACUUUUAGCUCUGUUUUUGGACUUGACCAACACCUGAGAGGAACAUCUGGCCUUUAAAUUGCUAAAUUCUCCAUCAUGUUCUCCAGCCUAAUUGCUAACAUUGUCUGUUUGCAGUUUGGUGCCGGGCAGGUAGUUUAUAGUGGGUUUACCAAAGCUUUUUCACUGAAACAACUGCCUGCUGCGCCUGAAAUUGAACGGUGAGUGAAAGUUGCUGGCCAUAAAACCAAAACAGUGAGCUGAAGGAUGCUAACAUGCUCGGCAGAGCUGGGUAAUAAUUUCACAUUACACAUCUGACCCAUUGUUGAUAUAAAAAUAUUGAUUAAAGCAACUUAAAAUGCAAACAUACCAUAUGAAAAAAAGUGAUGUAAUAUUUAUUUACUGAUGGAAAUUUGUACCAGCCCCUAUGCUAUUUGCUUUCUUGACAGAAGACUAUGGCCUUAGAUAUAUGUACCUAGUUCAAAACAGCACAUGGCUUUUAGGGUUUUGCCAUUAAAACCUAUUUUCCUCAAUUAUGGUAUGCCUUUCAUAAGUCCAUACCUAUUACAUCAGCGUACUGCUCUUUUGAUUAAAACAGCUUUCUUUCUCUUAGAUCAGAGUACAUUUGUUUCUUAGAAAAGAGCCAAAAUAAAUAUCCUACAGUUCAUACUCAGGAACAGUGUGUAUCUGUAUGUGUGUGUAAACAGACAGUGUGUGUGGGGUGUAUGUGGAUGUGUGCGUUCUGAGCAGCAGCACUUUGAUGAAGCAUCAAGCGACAGUGGUGGUGGUGUCCCCCGUUCCUCAGCUGUUUGAUAUAAUGAGAAUAAUCAACUGACUGUUUUUCACCACAUCACGUCCUACAGGUUUAUCAUUGAGAGAAAAACAUUAUAGACCGGGGCAGGGAAUGUAAACACACAUCGGGCAAACUAUCUCAGCUUUAUUUUUGAUGACAGAGAGAGCUAAUAUACAGAGAAAGAAAGAGAGAUUUGUAGAGUUAACUAGCCAGCUGGUGUUCAUCAUGUACAGUAAAUUGUAUCCUUGAGAGUGUACAGUGUGUGUGUAUAGAUAUUCUUACCCUUAUGUAACCUAUGUACUGUAUGUGCCACAGCGCCUCUUUCUUCAAUCAUUCCAUUAACUCACCAAUAUCAAAUGGUCGUUUUUGUCAGUUCAGGUAUUGCUCUAAUGUUCAUGAAUGUGCUACAGUUCUUUGGGAACGUCUACAUAAUCUGGCCGCCUCAGAAAUCAAUUUGACUUGCACGCUUACUACACUACAGUGUGUGUGAAUUUGAACUGCGGUUUAUCAUAAUAGCCAUUAACCUUUUAUAAUUCUUGAAAGGUGUUUAUUGUAAACCCAGACUGUUCUCUUCUGUUUGUGUUUGACUGCUCAGGCUAAACACUGCCCAGUGACUGUUCUUCUCCAAAACAAUGUGGUAUUGUAUUUUUCACUGUUAAAAAGUAGAGGUACUGUUUCAUCAGUUUGUCUUUGUAGCCAUUUUCUUUCUAUGGGAGCCUGGCCUGUGUUUGUAUUUCUUCUUUAAGAAAUUGUUAUUUUUCAAAUACAGACCUGAAAUUACGUUAUGACACAGGCAAAUCUAUGACAUGUAAGAUUAAUGCUUAAAAUAAUUAUUUUAUUUUAUUGUAUUUUUGAGAAAUACGCAUAUUUGCUUUUUUUGCUGAGAGUUAGGUGAGAUGAUUGAUACCACUCAGAAACACGAGAGUGGUAUCAAUCUUGUCAUCUAAGUUUUGCCAAAAGCGCAUUUCUCAAAAUGUCGAAAUAUUUCUGUAAAGACCCUGCUCACCCACACUAUUGGCUAAUUAGACCUCAGUUCAGGUUGAAGCUGGGAGGAGCUGUGCUGCCACAACAGGGGCAUCAAGGAGGAGUUGUUAAUCAAUCAGCCUGUACACACCCUUACAGUUCUGAGAAGAGGCCUAAUCAAGCGAAAUAAGUACACUGUGAGGUUGGACCACAGGUGUGUAGGAACAGAGCCUUUCAAAAUAAUGUUCAGUAUGAUGUAAAAGCGCUGCCUUGUGGUGAUCUAUGGAAUUGCACUUUGUCAUAUGGGGGUUGGGGGGUGUUUCAGUCUAAAUAAUACACAGAAGUAAUGUACAGCAUGUCUGAGAGAAAUUGUACACUAACAGUACAGCAUCUCAGUGAUUUGUAAAUAGCCAAAGUCUUCCAUUAUAAUUUUGGUAUGACCUUGUUGCCAGUGGAGAGGAUACACACUGAUCCCCGUGUACAGAACUUUAAAGUGAAGUUUAAUUUCCGAAUACAUCAUCACAUGUAUUUGACAUGUUCCUUCACCUAAGAUAUUUUCUUUUGCACCAGCUCAAAAAACCAGGAAAUUAUGGGAGCUAUGGGGGACUUCAAAAAAUAUUUUGUAACUUGGGUCUGUGGGUCUGUUUUAUGGAUAAAUCUCAGCUAAGACACAGUAUGUCCUACGUACAGUAUGUAGUAAGUAUCAAUAAUGUUUCCUUAUUUUGGUGGUGUUGAGGUUUGCUAGUCAGAAACUGUUAAAUCUUUACUUCAAAUGUUUUAUUUCACAUUUGAUCAAAUAUAUUCAAAGAAAUAAAAGAGUCUAAAGAAAAAC